AAGAGGGAGCGCUGUGACCCCCUGUCCGUGACAGUCAUUUCAGGGCCCCCGGGCGGGCUGUGAGCGCGGCCGGCGCUGGCGGUGGCGGUGCGGGUGCCGGCCGCCCGCCGCGCCGCACGGAGCAUGCCUCUGAGCCCCGCCGGCAGCCAGCAUGAGAGCCCCGAGUCGCCGCCGCCGGAGCCGCCGCCGGAGCGCCAGCCCCGCGCCGCCGCCGCCGGGGAGCCGGGAGCCGGCCUGCGGGAGGAGACGCGGCUCGACCCGGCCCGGGGCCCCGCCGGGCCCCGCUCCCCCAAGCUGGCGGCCCCGGCGCGCAUGGAGGAGCCCGCGCCCGGCGCCAUCGUCGUCCGCAUCGGCAUCCCCGACCUGCAGCAGACGAAGUGUCUCCGGCUGAACCCCGACGUUCCCGUGUGGGUGUCCAAGCAGCGCAUCCUGUGCACGCUGAACCACAGCCUGAAGGAUGUGCUCAACUACGGCCUCUUCCAGCCGGCCUUCAACGGCAGGGCCGGCAAGUUCCUGGACGAGGAGCGGCUGCUGCGGGAGUACCCCCUGAACCCCGACACGCCCGUGCCCUACCUGGAGUUCCGCUACAAGCGCCGCGUGUACACCCAGGCCCUGCUGGAUGACAAGCAGUUUGCCAAGCUCCACACCAAGGCAAACCUCAAGAAGUUCAUGGAGUACGUGCAGAUGUUGAACGCGGAGAAGGUCUGCAGGCUCCUGGAGAAGGGACUGGACCCCAACUUCCACGAUCCGGAUACUGGAGAGUGUCCCCUGACGGCGGCGGCGCAGCUGGAGCUCAGCACCGAGAUGAUCAAGGCCCUGCGCAACGGGGGAGCCCACCUGGAUUUCCGGACGCGGGAGGGGAUGACGGCCCUGCACAAGGCCGUGCGCUGCCGCAACCACGCCGCGCUGCUGAUGCUGCUGGACCUGGGAGCGUCCCCGGACUACAAGGACAGCCGGGGGCUGACACCCCUGUACCACAGUGCCAUGGUGGGGGGGGACCCGUACUGCUGCGAGCUCCUCCUGCACGACUACGCCCGGCUGGGCUGCGUGGACGAGAACGGCUGGCAGGAGAUCCACCAGGCGUGUCGCUACGGCCACGUGCAGCACCUGGAGCACCUCCUGUUCUACGGGGCCGACAUGACCGCCCAGAACGCCUCAGGAAACACCGCCCUGCACAUCUGUGCCCUCUACAACCAGGAGAGCUGUGCCCGGGUUCUCCUCUUCCGUGGUGCCAGCAAGGAGAUUCGGAACUACAACAGCCAGACGGCGUUCCAGGUGGCCAUCAUUGCAGGGAAUUUCGAGCUGGCCGAGAUCAUCAAAACCCACAAAGAGUCCGAUGUUGUGCCUUUCCGAGAGACGCCGAGCUACACGAAGCGGCGGCGGAUCCUGGGCGGCGGUGGCCUGGCGUCCCCGCGGCUGCUGCAGCGCUCGGCCAGCGACAACAACCUGAAGGCCGAGAGCCGGGCGUCCUACUCGCCGGUGCCGUCGCUGCGCAGCCUCCCGCCCCAGCUGCUGGUGCAGAUGCAGGAGGCGGCGGCCGGGGUGGUGGUGGCGGCGGGGGACGGCAGCCUGGCCAGCUCGGGCAGCGCCCGCAGCGCCCACAGCCGCUCCCCGUCCCUGCAGCGCGUGCAGGAGGAGAAGGAGGCCGACCUGCCCACGCUCCGGAGGAGCAGCCGCGGCAAGGCCAGCCCCGGCGGCCCGGCCGGGCCCCCCGGCCCCGGAGCCGAGCCCGCGCCGCACGCCGCGCCCGCCCCGCUGCGCGGGCCCAAGCGGAAGCUGUACAGCGCCGUGCCCGGCCGCAAGUUCAUCGUGGUGAAGAGCUACGCGCCGCAGGGCGAGGGCGAGAUCCAGCUCAACCGCGGAGAAGCCGUCAAGGUGCUGAGCAUCGGCGAAGGCGGGUUUUGGGAAGGCACCGUGAAGGGCAGGACUGGCUGGUUCCCAGCAGAAUGUGUGGAGGAGGUGCAGAUGAGACAAUAUGACUCCCGGCAAGAAACCAGAGAAGACAGAACCAAGCGGCUCUUCCGACAUUAUACUGUGGGCUCUUACGACAACUUCACCUCUCACAGUGACUACAUCAUUGAGGAGAAGACGGCCGUGCUGCAGAAGAGGGAGCAUGAGGGAUUCGGGUUUGUAUUGCGAGGGGCCAAAGCUGAAACCCCGAUCGAGGAGUUCACCCCGACCCCGGCCUUCCCAGCGCUCCAGUACCUGGAAUCAGUGGAUGUGGAAGGGGUCGCUUGGAGAGCGGGGCUGCGCACAGGGGACUUUCUGAUCGAGGUGAAUGGUGUGAACGUGGUGAAGGUGGGGCACAAGCAGGUGGUGUCCUUGAUCCGGCAAGGGGGGAACCACCUGGUGAUGAAGGUCGUGUCCGUCAGCCGCAAGCCGGAGUCAGAGGAAGUCGUUCGGAAGAAGGCUCCGCCGCCUCCCAAGAGAGCGCCCAGCACCACCCUGACGCUGCGGUCCAAGUCCAUGACGGCCGAGCUGGAGGAGCUGGCCUCCAUGCGGAGAAGGAAAGGGGAGAAGCUGGAUGAGAUCCUGGCGGCCGCAGAGCCGGCGCUGAGGGCGGAUAUCGUGGAAGCAGAUUCCAGGGCAGCCACUGUGAAACAGAGACCAACCAGCCGGCGCAUCACGCCCGCGGAGAUCAGUUCCCUCUUUGAGCGCCAGGGCAUGGCAGCACACUCGGGGGUCCUGGCGGGAGCUGAGAAGCCCCACGUUUCCCUGCGCAAAGGAAUUCCACGGACAAAAUCCGUAGGAGAAGACGAGAAACUUGCUGCUUCUUUGCUCGACGGGAAGUUUCCCCGGAGCACAUCCAUGCAAGACACUGUUAGGGAAGGACAUGGGAUUCCACCGCCACCCCAGACAGCCCCACCCCCGCCUCCUUCUCCCUAUUACUUCGACACAGGACCCCCUCCAUCCUUCUCACCGCCCCCACCCCCAGGAAGAGCUUACGACACCAUCAGAUCAAGCUUUAAGCCCAGCCUGGAGGCCAAACUGCACGGCCUCCCGCAGGUCAUCAGCGCAGCCGAGAUGUACGACCAGGCCAGGACUUCCAUCCCUUACCCCGAGCGGCAGAAGAGAGCCCGAUCCAUGAUAAUCCUGCAGGAUUCCUCCCAUCUCCCCGUGGAGCCCACGGAGAUCCCCCGGCCCGGCCCGUCCGCGACCCCCCCGGAGAAGCUGAAGCGGAAGGGGAGGGUCAUCGACAACCCCUACGCCAACAUGGGGCAGUUCAACGUGAGCCUGUUCGCGCCCACCAAGCCGCAGAGGAAGAAGAGCCCCCUGGUGAAGCAGCUGCAGGUGGAGGACGCGCAGGAGCGGGCGGCGCUGGCCAUCACCGGGGGCUUCAGCAGGGAGCCCUCGCCCACCCGCCGGGGCCACCGCCUGGGCGGGGUGGAGUACCAGCACCACGCCGGCAUCGCUCAGGUUGAAGCCACGAGCAUCCCCUUUGCCACUGCCAUCGCUGGCGUCAUGAAGGACCGAGACCGUCGCCUGGAUGAGAGGCGGAAAUCCACUGUCUUCCUCUCGGUCGGGGCCAUCGAGGGGACGCCCCCCCCGCCCAGCGAGAUGCCGUCCCUGCAGCAGUCCAGGUCCAUCGAUGAGCGGUUGUUAGGAAGCCGAGAUGUUCUACUGCCUUCCCCCGUCUCAGCUUUAAAGCCAUUAAUUAGCAGCUCAUCCUCGACGUUCAUCCACCCCCUCACGGGAAAGCCCCUGGAUCCGAACUCCCCACUGGCGCUUGCGCUGGCCGCAAGGGAACGGGCCCUCUCCACCCAAGUCCCAUCCCGGUCGCCCACCCCGAUCCACAGCCCCGACUCAGACAGAGCAGCACCCCUGUUUGUGGACAUCCAAACCAAAGAACCAGAGAGGGGCGACUUGGAGAGCUUGGUGUCCCCCGCGUACUCCCCCGGAGGCAAAGGAGUGAUCGGAGCGAUCGGAGCAGACUCUGGGACUUUGGCCCCCGCCAAGAGCCCGUGGGGGACUCCAUCCACACUGAGGAAAGAGACCGAGGCCCGAGCGGAGACCCCGGGGAAGGAGGAGAAGAAACCGGAGGACAAGAAGUCCAUGAUCAUCAGCAUUGUGGACACGUCGCAGCAGAAGACCGCCGGCCUCAUCAUGGUCCACGCCACCAGUAAUGGCCAAGACGAGAUAGGACUUGAGAUAAAAGAGGAGACCCCGGCCGUCCCCGAGGCUUGCACGGAGCCGGCCGAGUCCCCCAAGGCAGAGCCCCAGCCCAGCCCCGUGGGGAAGCCCCCGGUCAGUCCCGCCGCCGACAAGACGCUGGGCCAGGGGAGCUCGGAGGAGGAGGUGGAGCCCUACACGGUCACGCUCCCGCCGGCCCAGCUGUCCUCGAGCGACGAGGAGACCAGGGAGGAGCUGGCCAAGAUAGGGCUGGUGCCUCCGCCCGACGAGUUUGCGAACGGGGUCCUGGUCACCACCCCCGGCACGCCCGUGAGCCACCUGGCUACGCCCAGCACGCCAUCCAUACCAGCGGCAGCAGUAGCACCUUCUACCACUGGCGGAACACCCUCAGGGAAGCCCUCUGAUGCCCCCGCAGCCCCGGAGUCCGCCGCGGACUCGGGAGUGGAAGAGGUGGACACCAGGAGUUCAAGCGACCAUCACCUGGAGACCACAAGCACCAUCUCCACGGUCUCCAGCAUGUCUACGUUGUCCUCAGAGAGCGGGGAGCCCACCGACACAUACACUUCCUUUGCGGAUGGACAAACUUUUAUACUCGAGAAGCCACCAGUGCCUCCAAAGCCAAAACUCAAGUCCCAGCUCAGCAAGGGGCCAGUUACUUUCAGGGACCCACUUUUGAAGCAGUCUUCGGACAGCGAGCUCAUCUCCCAGCAACAUGCGGCCACGCUGGCGUCCGCCAGCAUCGGCCGGCCACGCUACCUCUUUCAGAGAAGGUCCAAGCUAUGGGGGGACCCCAUGGAGAGCAGGCCCAUCCAUGGGGCUGACGAUGACAAGCCAACUGUGAUCAGUGAGCUAAGUUCCCGACUCCAGCAGCUGAACAAGGAUACGCGGUCGCUGGGGGAGGAACCGGCCGGGUCCACCUUAGAUCCCGGGAAGAAGUCGCCGGUGGUGGCGGCACGACUUUUCAGUAGUUUAGGAGAACUCAGCACCAUUUCCCAGCGGAGCUCCGGGACCACCUACACAGUCCGACCUGGCAGUCGCUACCCCGUCACCCGCCGCACCCCCAGCCCCGUGAAGCCGGCUCUGGACCGGACAGAGCCCCUCAGCACCGUCCGGCCCUACGGCCUGACCCCCCCCACCAUCCUCAAAUCUUCCAGCCUCUCCAUCCCCCACGAGCCCAAGGAGGUGCGUUUCGUGGUGCGGAGCGUGAGCGCCCGGAGCCGCUCCCCGUCCCCGUCGCCGUCGCCGGGGCCGCCCCUGCACACCCUGCACCCGCCGCGGCCCUUCAUGCAGAAACCCCUCCACCUGUGGAACAAGUACGACGUCGGGGACUGGCUGGAAAGCAUCAACCUGGUGGAGCACCGCGACAAGUUCGAGGACCAUGAGAUCGAGGGCACUCACCUGCCCGCCCUCACCAAGGAGGACUUCGUGGAGUUAGGGGUGACCCGUGUGGGGCACCGGAUGAACAUUGAGCGGGCGCUCAAGCAGCUGGUGGACAGCUGACCGUCCCCGGCAGCGCCGGCCUCGCCGGAGCCGCCGUGGGAAGGGGGGGCAUUUCUACCAGGCCAAUAAAACCCACUUGGAUUCUCUUUCUACUCUGAGCACUGCACUGAGGGCGCGGAGCCGAGAGGCUCCCGCCCGCUCCCGCCCCGCCCCGGCGCGCCCGGCCCCGCCACGCCCCCGGACAAGGAAUGUUGCAUGAAAUACAUCCUCGUUUCUGUUCUCCCAGAGAGUCUGGCCUGUAAAUCGCUUGAUGUGCCCUUCCCGGGGCGUUCGCGGGGCCGCAGGGGCACAGGCGCCGGGCCGGGGUGGCAGCGGGCAGGGCCAGCGGUGCAGUGGGGACCCCGUGGCCGGCCCAGGGUUUUGGCCACGGGGACAGGCAGGGACGCGCCGCGGUGGCACCUCGGGCAGGUCGGGGUGACCGCGGCGUGGAGCCCCCCGAGCUGCCCGAGGAGCAGCGGCCGGCGCCGUGGGAAGAGCAGGCAGGAGGCACCGCGGCACGGGGCCACGGCAGUGACCCUGACCCCGCGUGGGGUGGCCCUGACCCCGCGCAGGGUGGCCCUGACCCCGCGUGGGGUGGCCCUGACCCCGCGUGGGGUGGCCCUGACCCCGCGCGGGGUGGCCCUGACCCCGCGUGGGGUGGCCCUGCCGGGGUCGGAGCCGGGUGGUCCCGACAGCGCUGGGACAGGAAGGGCUGGAGCGAGGAAAGGGCUCCGUGCAAGGGCAGUGCCAGCGGUGCCAGCCAGACCUGCGCCCCUCCCGCCGUGCCAGGCCGUGCCGUGCCAACCCGAAGAGCCAUCCCCCCGCGAGACAGACCAGCCUGGACUCUGUGCUGCCGCUCCCGGGUGAGAGGGACCGAAACCGCAUGGAUCGAAGCAUGUUUGGGGCUGUCGGCGGGAGGCCGGGGGGGGGAAAACCCGCAGCAAAAGCUUUGCCAACGUUCAAAGGGGGGGCGGGGGGAGGGAGACGUUUUAUUUCCUCUUGGUUUGGGGUCUUGUUUCCAAGGGGGACGCGUUGAUGGGUAAUAUUUAAUCUCCGUGCAUUUAUAUAGAGAGCAGCUGAUGAGCUACACGAGAUGAUUCUGAACUACAGGAUUCCCCCCCCCCUCCCCACUCCGUCCUGGUCCAUCCUUAUUUUGCAUCUUUUUAAUCAGCUAUAUAUUUGAAAAGAGAGAACAAAUAUCUAUAUAUCUAUAGCUAUAGCCACCUGAUUUUGUUAUAAUUUUCCUAAAUCUCUAUAUCUCUAGACUUGAGGAGAUGCUGGCGAGGUGGUGCCCGAGCCCCUCCCGGGACGCCCAUGGCUCAUGGGAAUUUUUAGCUGACUGACUGAAUGAAUGUUAAAGUCUUUUUAAACAAAAAAAAACCCGAAAAAAAAAUCCAACAGCUCCUUUCAGACACUCUGGAUUUUAAAGAUUUAGAAACACGAAACAAAAAAAAAAAAAAAGAAAAAAAAAAAAAAAAAAAAAAGAAA
Myiozetetes cayanensis is the source of this 7098-nucleotide messenger RNA. It is a transcript of the gene SHANK3, whose product is annotated as SH3 and multiple ankyrin repeat domains 3. Gene Ontology annotation, molecular function: ionotropic glutamate receptor binding; synaptic receptor adaptor activity. Lineage: Eukaryota; Metazoa; Chordata; Aves; Passeriformes; Tyrannidae. Gene Ontology annotation, cellular component: postsynaptic density; dendritic spine; postsynaptic membrane. The record is from RefSeq and is a predicted model, not a curated record. The coding region runs from base 124 to 5631 and encodes 1835 amino acids. The transcript has 23 exons.